Chenopodium quinoa (quinoa) is the source of this 1035-nucleotide messenger RNA. RefSeq lists its product as uncharacterized. The transcript is spliced from 2 exons. Bases 1 to 1035 code for a protein of 344 amino acids. NCBI's taxonomy places the organism in Eukaryota, Viridiplantae, Streptophyta, Magnoliopsida, Caryophyllales, Amaranthaceae. The record is from RefSeq and is a predicted model, not a curated record.
AUGGAAAUUACCAAGGGAAUUCUGGAGAUAGGAGGGACAACAAGGGGAAAUUUGGGAAGGGGAAAUGGGGGACAGUUGUCCAACCAUAAAGGGAAUGGGAACCAAAGGGGUGAGAAGCCCAAGAGGAAGUAUUUCUGUAAGACGUGUGAGAAAGACCACCCAGGGAAGGACUGUGAGGGAAACCUGGUAACUUGUCGUUACUGUCAGAAGUUGGGACACCGUGAGUAUGAGUGUUUCAAGAAGGAAGCUGAUGUUAAGUCUGGGAAGGUGAAAGAGUCUAGUGCACCUAGUAAACCACCUCAGUCUAGUGGACCUACAACCAAGGCUGGAACCAGUAGCGGUGCGGGAGGUGCCCCAAAGGGUCGUGUGUUUGUGAUGAAUAGUCGGCAGGCUGAGUCUUCUAAUGAUGUGGAAGUAGUUGGGAGUCUCGGGUUAGAGAGUCCUGAGUCAGUUUUUCUAUAUGUGUCUAUUCCGUCUAGGGAAGUGAGGAGUUGUUCGAGAUUGUUUUUUAGCGUGCCUAUUUCCAUCUCUGGGGUUGAGUUUUUGGCUGAUUUAAUUGAGUUUGACUUGAAUGAAUUUGAUGUGAUUCUGGGUAUGGAUUGGUUGGGAAAGUAUGAAGCAAAAAUUGAUUGUGCGGCUGAAAAGGUCACCUUGACUAGCCUAAGUAAGACCAAAGUGGUGUGUAAAAAGGAAGGGAAAAGCUCAAGGUUAAGAAUUGUGUCUGCAAUGCAACUACAGAAGCUAGUUAAGAAGGGUUGUCCUUUGUUUUUGUGUAGUGUUCAAGAGGUUGAAAGUGAGGAAAAGAAAGGUGAAGAGGGUAUUCAUGUUGUAGAAGAGUUUCCUGAUGUGUUUUCGGUAGAGAUUCCUGGUAUGCCACCAGUGAGGGAUUUUGAGUUCACUAUCGAUCUAGUGCCUGGAACUGGACCUAUUUCGAAGGCUCCAUAUAGGAUGGCUUCAGCUGAGUUUAGGGAGUUGAAGACCCAGUUGGAUGAUUUAUUGGAGAAAGGUUAUAUUAGGCCUAGUUCAUCACCCUAG